UCGUGGACAGAAUCCUUCUUGCAGUGCAGUAUCGAGAUAAGUAACGUUGUGACUCAUGAGCGAAGAUGUCUGUGGUGGCGUUCGCUGUGACAAAGCAACACACGAGGCCCUAUGAUGGCCAGAAGCCGGGUACCUCUGGGCUGAGGAAGAAGGUGACGGUUUUUCAGCAGGAAAACUAUCUCCACAAAAUUUUGUCCAGCAGGAAAACUAUCUCCACAAAAUUUUGUCCAGGCGACAUUCAACGCUCUUCCGGCGGAAAAGGUAGAGGUUCGACGCUUGUUGUCUCAGGCGAUGGGCGAUACUUCUUAAAUGAUGCGAUUUUGAUUAGUGUGAAGAUAGCAGCUGCAAAUGGGGUGGGUAGGAUUUGGAUAGGGAAGGAUGGGUUGUUGUCGACCAGUGCGGUGUCUGCAGUGAUUCGAAACAGAACGACACCAGAGGGGGGUAAGGCGUAUGGAGCUUUCAUCCUCACGGCUAGCCACAAUCCUGGAGGUCCAGCGGAGGACUUUGGAAUAAAGUAUAAUUGAUUGAAAGACGUUGCGAGGAGCAUGCCGACUUCCGGCGCUUUGGACGUCGUGGCCAAGGCUGCAAACCUCACGUUCUUCGAGGUUCCUACGGGGUGGAAGUUCUUUGGAAACCUGAUGGAUGCGGGCCUCUGGUCGAUCUGUGGCGAAGAGAGCUUUGGUACGGGAUCGGAUCAUGUGAGGGAGAAGGAUGGGAUCUGGGCGGUGCUGGCGUGGCUGUCCAUCCUGGCGCAUUUGAACAAGGGGGCAGGCAGAGGGAAGAACCUGGUCACAGUGGAGGAUGUGGUGAGGAGCCACUGGGCUGUGUACGGGGGGCAUUACUACACCCGGUAUGAUUACAAGGGAGUGGACAGCGAUGCUGCACAUUCGUUGAUGAAAGGUCUUGUUCAGCAGCAGGCGAGUCUUGAGACUGAACAAGGCCUUGUCGAGCAUUAGGUCUGAUGUGUCAGAAAUAGUUGGCGCCGACGGGUUUGAAUACAAAGAUCCGGUCGACAGCAGCAUCUCAAGCCACCAAGGU
Molecule: messenger RNA, 1038 nt
Organism: Chara braunii
Lineage: Eukaryota; Viridiplantae; Streptophyta; Charophyceae; Charales; Characeae
Source: the annotation of a GenBank genome assembly